Molecule: messenger RNA, 3336 nt
Organism: Saccharomyces mikatae IFO 1815
Lineage: Eukaryota; Fungi; Ascomycota; Saccharomycetes; Saccharomycetales; Saccharomycetaceae
Gene: VHC1
Product: Vhc1p
Exons: 1
Coding region: 1-3336 (1111 amino acids)
Biological process (GO): cell volume homeostasis; chloride transmembrane transport; chloride ion homeostasis
Cellular component (GO): membrane
Molecular function (GO): potassium:chloride symporter activity
Source: RefSeq, a predicted model, not a curated record
AUGGUCAGUAGGUUUUAUCAAAUUCCAGGUUCACAUCGGCCACCAUCGGCAGUAUCUUCAUCAAAUGAAUCGUCUUCUUUAUUAUCAGCAAGACGAAUAAGUCAAACAUAUUUCAAUUAUCAAGCUACCCCGGAGUUCCAAAAGGUGUCUUCUAAAUAUGAUCCUGAUAACCCAAACAAGGACAAGUUGGGAACUUACGAUGGAGUGUUUGUACCUACGGCACUGAAUGUCUUAUCUAUCCUUAUGUUUCUUCGUUUUGGCUUCAUUUUGGGUCAGUUAGGUGUUAUUUGUACCAUUGGUCUUUUGCUGCUGAGUUACACUAUUAAUCUUCUCACUACAUUGAGUAUUUCUGCUAUAUCUACAAACGGGACCGUUAGAGGUGGGGGCGCUUAUUACAUGAUUUCAAGAAGUUUGGGGCCUGAAUUUGGCGGAUCCAUUGGGCUCGUGUUUUUUUUGGGGCAGGUAUUCAACGCAGGUAUGAAUGCGGUGGGUAUUAUCGAACCAUUACUUUAUAAUUUGGGCUCUUCCGCCCAAGGUGAGCCUCCUGCGGCUUUGAGGGAGUUGUUGCCAAGAGGGCAUUGGUACGAAUUCACAUAUGCCACAAUAAUUCUUUUUCUGUGUUUUUCUGUGGCGUUUGUUGGCUCACAAACAGUGUCCAGAGCAGGAAAUAUUCUUUUUUUGGUAUUGGCCGCCUCUAUAUUCUCUAUCCCACUAUCUGCACUGAUAAGGUCACCAUUCAUUGAAGGUAACAUCAGUUAUACUGGCCCCGCAUGGCAAACUUUCUAUGAUAAUCUUUUCCCUCACUUAACAAAGGGUGCAGCGGGUUCGCUACUUAAAGGUAAGGAGACGUUCAAUGAUUUAUUUGGGGUUUUUUUUCCUGCUACUGCUGGUAUAUUUGCCGGCGCAGGAAUGUCAAGUGAACUUAGAAAACCUUCCAAAUCAAUUCCUAAGGGUACCUUAUGGGGCUUACUGUUUACUUUUAUUUGCUAUGCCGUUGUUGUCUUUUCUAUGGGCUGUUCCAUUCCAAGAAAAUCAUUAUAUGGUGAUGUGCAAAUUAUACAGACCAUCAGCUCCGUCCAGUGGGUUAUAUUCAUGGGUGAAAUGGCCACAUCCCUUUUUUCCAUUAUUGUAGGUAUGCUCGGUGCAGCCUAUGUGUUGGAAGCCAUUGCAAAGGAUAACAUUAUUCCAGGUUUAGAGAUUUUUACUCAUAAACCAUUAUAUUCAUUGAUCUUUACUUGGAUUUUGACUCAGUUGUGUUUGUUUUCAGAUGUUAAUAAGAUUGCCACAUUUAUUACCAUGACAUUCUUGAUGACAUUCGUAGUAAUGAAUUUAGCAUGUUUUUUAUUGGGCAUUUCCUCAGCUCCCAAUUUCAGGCCCUCUUUCAAGUAUUUCAACAGAUAUACUACAGCUAUUGGUGCUUUACUUUCUGUUGUUGCAAUGUUAAUUGUUGAUGGGAUUUCAGCUUCUGUUCUAUUUUUAGCUAUGAUUUUGCUAUUUUUAUUUAUUCACUACUUUUCACCUCCGAAAUCUUGGGGUGAUGUGUCUCAAAGUCUAAUAUAUCAUCAGGUGAGAAAAUACCUACUUCGCCUACGUCAAGACAAUAUUAAAUAUUGGAGGCCUCAAAUAUUGUUGUUUGUAGAUAACCCUAGAACGAGCUGGAACUUGAUAAGGUUUUGCAAUCAUCUGAAAAAAGGUGGUUUGUAUAUUUUAGGCCAUGUAGCCGUAACUGCGGAUUUUCCGAAACAAUUGAAUGAACUAAAAACCCAACAGAAAGCUUGGAUGAAAAUUAGGGACAUGGCCGCUAUAAAAGCAUUUGUUCAGGUUGGGACAGGCCCUUCUCUUAUAUGGGGAAUUAGAAAUGUUUUUAUUGGUUCUGGACUAGGAGGUAUGAAACCGAACAUUACUGUUGUUGGUUUUUUUGACCUCGACAAUUAUAGGAAGCAUACGUUACAGAGUAGGCACAAUGACGAUAACAAUAAGAAACAGGUAAAAAUGACAGUGCCAGGUAGCACAUUUUCUGAUGUCAUAAUCAAUGUUCCCUUACCUACAGAUGAGUGCAAAAACGAAAGCAAAGUUAAUGUGCAACAAUGGGUUCAAAUUGUAGAAGAUCUAUCACUAAUGCAAUCUAAUAUUGCUAUAGCACAUGGUUUUAAAUUGUUAGAGAUACCAAACAAAAAGGACUGUUGUUUUCCAAAAAAGACAAUCGACCUUUAUCCCAUUCAAAUGUGCGGGAAAGUAGAGGCGAGGGGUGACCAACCUGCUUCUAUCACUACCAAUUUUGAUACUUAUACACUUAUAUUACAAUUGGCUGCCAUUUUAAUAACUGUUCCUGAAUGGAAACAUACACACGCACUUCGAGUUAUUUUGUUUGUCGAACAAGAAUACCACAGAACUGAUGAAGUUCAACGAAUGAAAAAGCUACUUCAGAUUUUAAGAAUUGACGCAGAAGUUUUGGUAGUGUCUCUAGAUCAAUUCAGGGUAUAUAACACAAUUGUCAAGGGAGACCCAAUUGUGUUUGAUUUUGUCAACUCAAAGUUGGCUGAUAAUGAAUGGUGGCAAGAUUUAGUCGAAGCUCGUGAUACGCUAAAACCUAAGCGGAGAUUUUCCACUCUUGAACCUCAAACGGUAGCGAAGCAAUUUACACAAUCAAGAAAAUAUACUUCAAGAGUUCAGAAAUUGGGUGUCUCAUUUACCAUGAAUACUAGCAUGCCGACUAACCGCAUAGAAACUCCGUUUGAGAGUGAGGAUUCAGAUUUGGAUACAGAUCUUACCUCAAUUCGUGAUGCAUUCUCAGUAUCGACUGAGGUUCCAGGAGGUAAAGAUUUAACGACUAAAUCAAAGGCUGGUUCCGAAAGAUCGAAUUUAUUCGUAAAGAAUUUGCAAAGUGAUGUGUCGACGCAAUCGCUGAGACCUGUUUUCUCGAGUAAUACCUUACCAAGAACUAGAAUUGUGGAAGAUGGUACGGGUGAACAGCCAACCCUUAUUCCAAUUGCCGAACCAGAUCUCUCAAGCGCUAACGGCAACAAAUCUAAGAGACCUGUUCUGCCUGAAUUAUCUCCUUGCUGUUCUAAAGAUAGUCUUGUUACAGCGAUGCAGAAUUUAGGUUUUAAUGAUCUUCCCAGCACUGCUCAGCAUUUAAUUCUGAAUGAUAUGAUGACACAGAUGUCAAAGAAUUCGGAUUUGAUCUUUUCGACGUUACCAAUUCCAACGCUUGGAACACAUGAAGACCACGAUGCAAGUUUACAAUAUGUUGAAGACUUAGAUAUUUGGUUGGAAGGUUUACCACCAUGUAUGCUAAUCAACUCACAGACCAUGACUGUGACUACUGCAUUAUAG